This is a messenger RNA of Diuraphis noxia (Russian wheat aphid), 804 nucleotides long. RefSeq names its product E3 SUMO-protein ligase ZBED1-like. The record is from RefSeq and is a predicted model, not a curated record. NCBI's taxonomy places the organism in Eukaryota, Metazoa, Arthropoda, Insecta, Hemiptera, Aphididae.
AUGUGUAGCCAUUUAUUAAAAUUAGCCUCGRACAUAGUUGCUGCUUUUAGGCACUCUCCAAAACGAACAAAUGCUUUAGAAAACAAAAUCAGCGAAUUAGGACAAAAAAAAUUGUGUUUAAUACAGAGAUGUCCGACUAGAUGGAAUUCUAGUAUGGAUAUGUUAAUGCGUUUACUAGAACUUCGGCCAGCUAUUAUACGACCAAUUGUUAAAAGCCUUAUAGAAAAGCAUUUAAAACUCGAAGAUACAGACUCAACACUAGCAAUGGUGUUUAAAGAAACAGUGUGUAAUGAACUACGUCGGAGGUUUAAUAUUGAUUUUGAAGAAGAAAAUGGAAUUGCAGCAGACAUUUAUUCGGAAUAUAGGGAAGUAAACAUAGCACAAAUUGCAAGUUUACUAGAUCCAAGGUACAAGAAUUUACAAUUUGAAUCAUCAGAUCGUAUACGAGAAAUUAUUAAACAAAAAAUUCGUUCAAAGAUACAGUCAAUUAGAUAUAUAUCUGAAAAUGAAAACACCUCAAAUACUAAACAAAGUACAGUAUUAGAUGAUUUAUUGGGGAUAGUUCCACUAAAUUCUGAGGAUGAAUUUUCGAGGUACUUGGCUGAACCACAAAUUAAUCAUAAUGACGAUCCGUGUUUGUGGUGGAAAUCGCGUGAACUUACGUUUCCUUCUUUAUCUGUUCUCGCGAAAAAUAUUCUUUGUAUACCGGCUUCUUCGGCAUCUUCAGAACGUGUUUUUUCUACUGCUGGAUCAAUUCUAUCCCCAAAGAGAAAUAGAAUGACUCCCUUACAUUUAUCAGCCCUG